This is a messenger RNA of Fukomys damarensis (Damara mole-rat), 1505 nucleotides long. Its product is annotated as alcohol dehydrogenase class-3. The record is from RefSeq and is a predicted model, not a curated record. Gene Ontology annotation, cellular component: cytosol. The coding region runs from base 119 to 1243 and encodes 374 amino acids. Gene Ontology annotation, biological process: formaldehyde catabolic process. NCBI's taxonomy places the organism in Eukaryota, Metazoa, Chordata, Mammalia, Rodentia, Bathyergidae. The transcript is spliced from 9 exons. Gene Ontology annotation, molecular function: zinc ion binding; S-(hydroxymethyl)glutathione dehydrogenase [NAD(P)+] activity.
UGGGCCUGACGUAACUACCGGUUAGAGCCUCGCCUCCUCGCGGCCUAGCCUCAGGGUCUGUAGCUCCAGUCUGUCCUUCCUCUUCCCCGCCCUGGUGGUGCUGAUCGGAGCUGCGAACAUGGCUAAGCAGGUUAUCAAAUGCAAGGCUGCAGUUGCUUGGGAGGCUGGAAAGCCUCUUUCCAUUGAGGAGAUCGAGGUAGCACCCCCAAAGGCUCACGAAGUUCGCAUUAAGAUCAUUGCCACUGCAGUUUGCCACACUGAUGCGUAUACCUUGAGUGGAGCUGAUCCUGAGGGGUGUUUUCCAGUAAUCUUGGGACAUGAGGGUGCUGGGAUUGUGGAAAGUGUUGGUGAAGGAGUUACUAAAUUUAAGGCAGGUGAUACUGUCAUCCCACUUUAUAUCCCACAAUGUGGGGAAUGCAAAUUUUGUCUAAAUCCAAAAACAAACCUUUGCCAGAAGAUAAGAGUCACUCAGGGGAAAGGAUUAAUGCCAGAUGGUAGUAGCAGAUUUACUUGCAAAGGAAAGACCAUUUUACACUAUAUGGGAACAAGCACGUUUUCUGAAUACACUGUUGUUGCUGAUAUCUCCGUUGCUAAAAUAGAUCCUGUGGCACCUUUGGAUAAAGUCUGCCUUCUUGGUUGUGGUAUUUCAACUGGUUAUGGUGCUGUUGUAAACACCGCCAAGGUGGAGCCUGGCUCUACUUGUGCUGUCUUUGGCCUGGGAGGAGUUGGAUUGGCAGUUAUCAUGGGCUGUAAAGUAGCUGGUGCAUCACGGAUCAUUGGUAUAGACAUCAAUAAAGACAAAUUUACAAGGGCCAAAGAAUUUGGAGCCUCCGAAUGUGUUAAUCCCCAGGACUUCAGUAAACCCAUCCAAGAGGUACUCAUUGAGAUGACUGAUGGAGGAGUGGACUAUUCCUUUGAGUGUAUUGGUAAUGUUAAGGUCAUGAGAGCAGCACUUGAGGCAUGCCACAAAGGCUGGGGUGUUAGCGUGGUGGUUGGAGUAGCUGCUGCAGGUGAAGAAAUUGCCACUCGUCCCUUCCAGCUGGUGACAGGUCGCACAUGGAAAGGCACUGCCUUUGGAGGAUGGAAGAGCAUAGAAAGUGUUCCAAAGUUGGUGUCUGAAUAUAUGUCCAAAAAGAUAAAAGUGGAUGAAUUUGUGACUGGCAAUCUGUCCUUUGACCAAAUUAAUGAGGCCUUUGAACUGCUGCAUUCAGGGAAGAGCAUUCGAACUGUUGUAAAGAUUUAAAUUGGAGAGGAAAAAUAUCUCCAUCUGUACCCAAGUUUUGUGAUUUGAUAGGAGCAGCCUGACAGACAUGGAGAUCCUCCAAGUUUACAGCCCCCAAGACUUGCAGUUACUAGUCCAGGGAAUCAUGUUAUAUGUGUAGUUCAUUCUUGUGUCAGUAAUCAAGGACAUCGCUUCUUCCAGUCACAGAUCUCUAGACUGUACUUUUCACAUAAGCAUUUCAAGCUCAUUAUGAGGAAUAUUGGAAUAUAAUAAAAUAAUUUCU